Messenger RNA from Hipposideros armiger (great roundleaf bat), 1746 nucleotides. RefSeq names its product phosphatidylinositol glycan anchor biosynthesis class H (gene PIGH). The record is from RefSeq and is a predicted model, not a curated record. Gene Ontology annotation, biological process: GPI anchor biosynthetic process. The transcript has 4 exons. NCBI's taxonomy places the organism in Eukaryota, Metazoa, Chordata, Mammalia, Chiroptera, Hipposideridae. Bases 37 to 603 code for a protein of 188 amino acids. Gene Ontology annotation, cellular component: glycosylphosphatidylinositol-N-acetylglucosaminyltransferase (GPI-GnT) complex.
GAGCGGCGGGCCCGGCCGGGUCCGAGCGAGCCGGACAUGGAGGAGGAGCAGAGCUUCUCGGAUAUCUGCGGCGGCCGCCUGGCCCUGCAGCGCCGCUACUACUCCCCAUCCUGCCGGGAGUUCUGCGUCAGCUCCCCUCGGCUCUCGUUGCGCUCACUCACCGUUGUCACCUGCACCGUGUGGCUAGUGGCCUACGGACUCUUCACCCUGUGUGAGAACAGCAUGAUCCUCUCUGCUGCCAUCUUCGUCACCCUCUUAGGCCUGCUUGGUUACCUCCAUUUUGUGAAGAUUGAUCAGGAGACUCUAUUAAUCAUUGAUUCCCUUGGCAUCCAGAUGACUUCAUCCUAUGCCUCUGGCAAAGAAAGUACCACCUUCAUUGAGAUGGGCAAGGUGAAGGAUGUUAUUAUUAAUGAGGCUAUUUACAUGCAGAAGGUGAUUUACUACCUCUGCAUUUUAUUGAAGGAUCCGGUGGAACCAAAUGAAAUAUCCCAAGUAGUACCUGUCUUCCAGAAUGCCAAGCCCCGGCUGGACUGCUUGAUUGAAGUGUACAGGAGCUGCCAGGAGAUCCUGGCACAUCAGAAAGCCACAUCCACAAGCCCAUGAGUCCCAGCAUUCACAAGGCUAGUAUUGUCCUCCAUGGGAAAUGACUCCAAAGCCUUAGGGGCUGGUGUGUUGUCUGUAUUCUAAACCAUCAGGUGGACACAGUCCUAGAAACCUGGAUGGAUGCAAUGGAUCUCAGAGCCAUAGAGCAGGUGACUGGAAAUCCAGCUUAUUGUAUGAUGUGAGCCAAGUAUUUCUGUGUAUUUCAGAGCUCCCCUUGUAAGGUUUUGCCUACUUUACCAACUGAGGGGAGACCUUAAGAAAUGCUAUGUCGAAAGUUAUGUCAACAAAGAACACUCUGUGAAAUUCCUAAGCACAUUCAAGUUUACUUUUUGUUGAAAUUUGUGGAGCAAGACAAUGGGAAAACAUCAGAUCUCGAGAAAGACGAUUUCCAACUGCAUAGUACUCCUGUAUAAAAGUUAAGAAAAAAAGUCAUGCCCUUCUGGUACUGGUUAGCAGGAAGAAAUUUCCUAUAAAAGACACUCUGUCCACCUAGCUCCCGUGUCUGUAUAGGGCUAAUUUAUGAUGACUCUCUUAAUAAAUCUCCUUCACGAUAAAAACAUACACGAUAAUUGCCUGGUUCACAGAGAGAUGCUUUUUAUUGACAAACAUGAAUGUGGCUUUUCAGUCAUGGGUGUGAAGCACAUUAAUACUUUUCUAUUAUUCAGCAUUGUCUAUGGUUUCAAAACCUUCUUUUGCCAAGAGGGAUGAGACAAAAGGCCAGACAGAAAUUUGACUUGGGUUUCCAGACAUGUUAAAGAAGGAUAAACACACAAACUAUUGGAGCCUUUGUUUAUAAGGCAGUUUCUUCUGUAGAAAAUUCACAAACUAAGGGAGGAUUCCUGAAGUGUUGGGAAGGGGACAGGGUGGGGGCAAUAGCUUGAACCCCCAAAUUCUGUAUGAUCACAGCUCCAUUCUUGCCUACUUUUUCUUUGGGAUCCUAGUUUUUUUUAAACUCCCAGGCAGAUGUUAUUGUCCUCAUUGGCCUUUGAGACAGGAAGAUAUUACAAAACCAGAGUUGUAAUUUCUGCCUUUUACACCAGCCCUGGAGAGGGGUUCUUCAGGAGCCUGUGGUACAUGUGACGUAUUGACUUGUUCGAGGUAGAAAUGUCCCAGCUAGAUCCCAGAACCUGGGGGAAAGGCAGG